GGCUGGGCGCUGGAAGAAGACAGAUGGUCUGCGCCCGCAGCAGACUCGCGCCGCGCACGCUUCUCUCCGUUGUCCUCGUCGCCUACGCUGCCGCACCAUGAGCGCCCCAACGCAGGUGGUCAACUUCGGGCCCGGGCCUGCCAAGCUACCGCGCUCGGUAUUGUUAGAGAUCCAAAAAGAACUGUUAGACUACAAAGGAAUUGGGAUUAGUGUUCUUGAAAUGAGCCACAGGUCGUCGGAUUUUGCCAAGAUUAUUAACAACGCAGAGAAUCUUGUGCGGGAAUUGUUAGCCAUUCCAGAUAACUACAAGGUGAUUUUUGUGCAAGGAGGUGGGUCUGGCCAGUUCAGUGCUGUCCCCUUAAACCUGAUUGGCCGGAAAGCAGGAAGGUGUGCUGACUAUGUGGUAACAGGCUCUUGGUCAGCUAAGGCCGCAGAAGAAGCCAAGAAGUUUGGGACUGUGAAUAUCGUCCACCCCAAACUUGGGAGUUACACGAAAAUCCCAGAUCCAAGCACCUGGAACCUCAGCCCAGACGCCUCCUAUGUGUAUUACUGCGCCAACGAGACCGUGCAUGGAGUGGAGUUUGACUUCAUCCCUGAUGUCAAGGGGGCAGUGCUGGUUUGCGACAUGUCCUCAAACUUCCUCUCCAAGCUGGUGGAUGUUUCCAAGUUCGGCGUGAUUUUUGCCGGUGCGCAGAAGAACGUGGGCUCUGCUGGGGUCACUGUAGUGAUCAUCCGUGAAGACCUGCUGGGGUUCGCGCUCCGAGAGUGCCCCUCGAUCUUGGAAUACAAAGUACAGGCUGGAAACGGCUCCUUGUACAACACGCCCCCAUGCUUCAGCAUCUACGUCAUGGGCUUGGUCCUGGAGUGGAUUAAGAAUAAUGGCGGUGCAGCAGCCAUGGAGAAGCUCAGUGCCAUCAAAUCGCAGAUGAUUUAUGAUAUUAUUGAUAAUUCUCAAGGAUUCUAUGUAUGUCCAGUGGAGUCCAAGUAUAGAAGCAAGAUGAAUAUUCCAUUCCGCAUUGGCAAUGCCAAAGGAGACGAUGCUUUAGAAAAAAGAUUUCUCGAUAAAGCUCUUGAACUCAAUAUGAUCUCCUUGAAAGGACAUAGGUCUGUGGGAGGCAUCCGGGCCUCUCUGUAUAAUGCUGUCACGAUUGAGGAUGUUCAAAAGCUGGCGGCCUUCAUGAAGAACUUUCUGGAGAUGCAUCAGCUAUGAACCCAUCUUGACCAAUAUAUACUCUGCCCUUGAACAGUGUAUAAAAUCUAAAGUAACUUGGGAAUGAGGAUAGAAACCUAGCAAACACGGUAUUUUUCUCGAGUGAACGUGCUUAUUACAGAUCUCAGUUUUUUUUUUUAAAGAACGACAGCAAAACAUCCACAGCUCUGCAAAGCUGGUGGGUCUUAACGGCCCCCACCUUAAUUCUGAUGUGAACUGGAAGCAUUUUUAAAAAGAAAAAUCUCCCUUUAGCUUUUCUAGUGAAUUCCGACUAACUUUGUCUUUGCUGCUACUUUUUCUAGCUAGAUCUCAGUAUUCAAACCUGCCUGUGGACUUAAUUGUGCAAAUUGAAGUUACUGAUUUCUGGAGACACAGACAUGGCACGGAGGCUGGGUGGGGACCGGGAUUCAACAGGUGCUGAAUCUUGAUCCUUUACAAAAUGACAUGGUGGAGUCUCCUGGGUUCUGCACCUGGUAAUUCAGGUCCACACUGCCUGUGUGGUGAUGUUUAGGGGUUCCAGGCUCAAGGGCAAGCUGGGGUAUCUUUCUUUAUCCUGUUACUCUCAUUAAAGAGAUAAAAGUGACAUACUAUAUGUUCACAUAGCAAAGUCUGUUUUUAAUACCAAAUAGUUUAUAUCUCUAUGCAGUCUGUUUCUAAUAAUACGGUUCUUGGGGAUGCAUGUAGAGACUUAAGAGAAUUUGUUAGAAUCCUUAACCUCACGUAUUACAGGUUAAUGCUUGCAACGGUGUGUCCCUUCCCUCCCUCUUCCCUCUCCAAAAAACCUGCUUCACAGGAUUUAGAAGUUCUCUGAUUUCCUUUUAUGUUCCUUUUAGUGGAUAGAAGAGAAGGUUGGUUGGUUGCUAUGUUCUUUAUUUUUCGGUUAGGCUGUUAAAUUAAAAUUCUCUGUUAAGCUCCCUUCUCGUUGGUUCACUUGACGGCUUUUUAUAGUGUUUGACCAGUGAUGCUGUGAGUUCUGGAGAAUCUUUGCUGAAGAGUUUUUUCCCUGUUUGUCCAUUGUCAGUAUUUUCUCUUGACUGUGUGGAGGACAUGAAAGUCCUAAAACAUCUAAACGUUUGACAAUAAAUUUCUUUACCUGCUAUUU
This is a messenger RNA of Enhydra lutris kenyoni (northern sea otter), 2312 nucleotides long. Its product is annotated as phosphoserine aminotransferase 1. Gene Ontology annotation, biological process: L-serine biosynthetic process. The record is from RefSeq and is a predicted model, not a curated record. Gene Ontology annotation, molecular function: pyridoxal phosphate binding; O-phospho-L-serine:2-oxoglutarate transaminase activity. Lineage: Eukaryota; Metazoa; Chordata; Mammalia; Carnivora; Mustelidae. The coding region runs from base 98 to 1210 and encodes 370 amino acids. The transcript has 9 exons. Gene Ontology annotation, cellular component: cytoplasm.